GAGCAGCACAUACACGGAACAGCACAGCCGUCUGAAGAGAAUUACAUUACAGACUACCACAAUGGCUUUGUAUUGAUAUAUCAAUGAAAUGAUAAUUUCACGUAAAUUGCAUCAUUUCUGUUAUUUUUUAACAGUGAUGGCAUAGAGGUAGCUAAGAACAUGUUUAUAUCUGAAUGAACUGAGUGAAAUCAUCAACGAUGAUGGAACAAUCUAUUGAGCACAGCUUAUUAUGUGAAAUAUUAUGGACACAUGAGUUGCGUGUUGCUUGCAAUUUGUGCUGCAGGAAACAAACAGAAAUCACAUACCGGCCUAUUUUCAACGAUCACCAGUGCUCUGGAGAUAUACUUCUUGCCCGACAGAAAGGUAGCACAGAAAUAUGGAAGCACAUAUCAAAACGACCAGAGUACCCCAGUCCACAGACGUACGCAGUGUGCUGGCAUUUUGUGGAUGGACAGGGAUGCACAAAGCACAGUCACCGCUGCUCCUUCGCAAGAAGCGCAGAGGAGGCCGCAGUGUGGAACUUCCAAAAGCGCAGCAACCUGGAACUCCACCAGCUCAAACACCUGAUUGGACAAAUGCAGUUUCCAAACCGCAGGACCCAAGUGAGGUCUCUCAGUGCAGUGGAGAAGAUCCAGCUCCAGUUCCCGGGCGCGUUUUUCGAGCUCUGCAAACUCUGCUUCCACAGUCACCCUCCGGUAGCAAGCCUCAGGGGACUUUGCAGAAGUGGGCAUCCGUGGAGCCCUUUAAUGGUUUUUUACCAAGAACUCGAGCGCGGACAUGUGGAAUGGAGCGAAAUUCGACCUUUGCCCUCUUCGAGAUUUUCCAAUUACCUGUACUGUUUGUAUGUGCUGAGAGAGGAGCCGUGCCAGCAUGGGCUCGAGCGGUGCAAUUUCGCCCACAACGCGGUAGAGAUGGCGGUGUGGACGGCAGAGAGGCAAGAAGGCCUGAGGCGCCUCGAGCUGAUCUGGCAGCCGCCGAACGCCUCGCAGCAGGUCGCAACUUCCCCGCCGCGGCAGAGACUCUACUGUAAACCCUGCAAACGGGAAUUCUCCUCGGAAGACAGGUUCAUGAACCACUGCGCCUCCCUCGAUCAUGAGAGGAUGAUCCAGGAGGACGUGGUCACCGAGUGGAAAUACCGCCCCCCGCCUGUGAACGUCAACCUGGUCUUACAGCUGUGCACAAGCCCUUAUACCUGUGUGUAUGGAGACAACUGUAUCCAGGCUCACUCGGUGGAAGAACUGCAGGAGUGGCGGAUGAGGGACAGGACCGCGAGAAGGAAAGCUAAGGCAGCAGAUGAGCAGGGCUUGCUGUCGUACCAGGAACGCUUGCUGAGGGAGUACAGGAACAGCCUCAACGAGGUUCUCAUUAUGUCUGAGAAGGUACCUGGUGUCACUGUCAGCUGUGACAAGGAUUUGACUGUUCUUGGCCGAGACCUCUUGCCUCUUAAAUGGACUUUCAAAAUACAGUCAGAGACGCCCCUUGUGGAAGUUGCAUUGCUGAAACAAGAUCCUGGAGCAACAUUCACUCUGGGUGAAAUUACCCCUGAAGAUCCUUGCACCUACUCAAAAGGACAAAUGUUCUGCUGUCCUGACAUGUCCUAUGACAUUCCCGUGUCAUGCAAACCCUUACACCCAGGCCUUUAUGAGCAGUGGGUGGUGUUUGACUUUGAUACGAGGCCAGUACUGCUGCAGAAGCUUGAGGUGAGGGUGGGUGAGCAGAGCUCCAUCUGUCCUGUGAGGAUGAAGGAGGACGUCAGGCCUCCAGGUCAGAGUUUGGAGCGCUGGCACCAGGGAAACAGAGUCAUUGUUCCCUGUCUGAACAAGAGAGAGGCUGAGGGAAACCUUCUGCAGCAGUACAAGCCUCCUCAGAUAAACCUGUUGUUUAACCCGAGAUCUGAAGCCAACAUUCCCAUCACGGUUCAUAACUACAGAGAGAGAAUGCACCACUUCCUGUACAAAGAAGAACUGGCUCAAGAAGAGGUGGUGUCCAGGCUGAGUCUCAAAGUGACCAUCUCCUUGUUUGCCAAACUCACUGUCGGCGAGUCUGAGAAGAAAGCUCCACGUGGAGUCCUAUUUGCUGCUGUUCCAGUGCCUUACCUGCUGACUCCUGACACACCAGAGGGCUUUAUCCUAAAGAGGGAAGUCAAGUCAGCUCUAGUUGCGCCUCCAUCUGAGGCACACCAGUGUCAGAAUGUGUAUGAGGCAAUCAUCCUUCCAGAGGUCAAUAAGGACAGAAUGUACCUGCAGCUCUCAAAAAGUUGCUGCACCAAGCUUAAUCUAAAGACUAACACCACCUGUGAGAUGGAGGUCCAGUUUCAGCUGAACCGCCAACAAUUCUGUGAGAUGCACAAGGCUGUAGACCUUCUACCAGAUGUAGAGUGGGUUUUGCCAGACCUGAAGAAGAGCUCUGUCCCAGUGCACACAGGAAAAUACCCCAGUCUCAAUUCAAAGCAGCAAGCAGCUAUAGCUUUCAUCAUUGGAGAUCCAGAUAGCAUGAAGACUGUGGCGCCGCUCCUAAUCUAUGGACCCUUUGGAACAGGGAAGACCUUCACCCUGGCCACUGCAGUAAAAGAGCUGGUACAACAACCUGGAACCAAAGUUUUGAUCUGUACCCAUACUAACAGCUCUGCAGAUUUAUAUGUCAAGGAUUACUUCCAUCAGUAUGUACUUUCUGGAUGUACUAGAGCAACACCUCUCAGAAUAAAGACACAGUGGACGCGUGUGAGGGCCACUGAUCGGGUCACAUUAAAGUACUGCAAUUUGUCUCCUGAUAAACAAUCUUUUGAGUUUCCGGACAUGACCACUCUGAGCAAGUUCAAAAUUGUCAUAACAACAACAGUCACGGCUAGGCUCUUCCACAACAUAAAUCUUCCAGCUGGUUACUUCACCCACAUUCUGAUUGACGAGGCCUCGCAGAUGCUAGAGUGUGAAGCUCUGAUGCCCCUCACUCUGGCAGGGCAAGGAACACGGGUGGUUUUGGCUGGAGAUCACAUGCAGAUGGGUCCGAAGCUCUUCUCAGUGGACGAGGACCAGCGCUCCAACCACACCCUGCUCAAUCGCCUCUUCCAUCGCUACCAAGCCGAAGAGGACCAGAGCGUGGCUUCAAAAAGCAGAAUCAUCUUCAACGAAAACUACCGCUCCACUAAAGACAUAGUGGAGUUUGUGUCUACUCACUUCUAUGUAGGCAAGAGUGAUGCCAUCAAGGCCUGCGGAAAUGUGCCCCCUCACCCUCAGUACCAUCCUCUGAGAUUCUAUCACAUUCAUGGGGAGUGCCAUUUGGACACAUCAACUAUGUCCUGGUACAAUCAUGAGGAGGUUGCUUGUGUUGUAGAUGUUGUACAAAAACUGAUUAAAGAAUGGCCACCUCAGUGGGGGAAUCAGGAACAGAAGAUGAUAUGUGUUCUCUCUGAAGGAAUGCAGGUUUUCCAAAUCAGGGAGGAGUUAUGGAAGCUAAGAUUAGGAGCAGUAACUGUGGAGAAUUCACAAAAUGUGCAAGGCAAACAGUUUAGAGCUAUAGUGAUGUCUACUAUUCAUACUCGAGAAAGCCUGAAGACUUAUGACAUUGCUUGCCUGGAGUUCUUCAACGAUCCACGGGUGAUGAACACAGUCAUGACCAGAGCACAGUCCCAGGUCAUUGUGGUGGGAGAUGCUGCAGCUCUCUGCUCCUUUGGAAAGUGCUCAAGGAUCUGGAAGAGCUACAUAGAGCAGUGCAUCAAAACGAACAGCGCUGAACCACAGCACCUCACAGAGGACUUCAUAGAGAGUGAAGUGAGAGAAACUAAAAGAUUCACCAAAAAAGAAGAUGACGAGGAUGACAGCAGUGAUACUGAAUCAUCCACACCAGAGACAUCUGACAUAGAUGACCCUAUACUGAAGGAGCUCCUGGAUGAGGGCAGCGAUGUCCGAGUGACAGUUACCUCAGAAGGGCUCAUGAGCAUUUUCCAUACGGAUAACUCAAGUGAGACAACUGAAUUCUACAGCCAGAAAGAAGAGCCACAUCAAGAUUUCUCUGCUCCUGAUUUGCAUCAAUUGUUGAUGACUAACCCUAAUGACUACAAACUUUGUGAACUUGUUAUGAAGAGGUAUGACUCAGGAUAUGCCAGACCGCUAGACCAGCCUACACUGCAUAUCACCAUCAAUGGUAGAAAGAAUGUGGGUCACUCUUUUCCUGGAGAUCAGGUUGUUGUUGAGAUAGACAAACAGAGCAGCCCUCCAAGUGGAAAAGUGAAAGGUGUGCUAAAGAGGGGGGGUUCAUCUUUGUUUGUCUGUACCAUUGAUCAACAUGAUUCUCAGGUGAUGGUUCCAAUCAACAAUUGUGUUUCCAAAAUAUACACGCCAUUUUGGAAGGACAAACCUGACCACAUCGCAAUACGGAACAUUGAAAAUGAUCGCUUGAGGCCAGAAAGGUUUGUGAAGAUAAACGAGGAAACAAAGAGGAAUAAGCUUUUUGUUGUCAAAGUCCUGAAGUGGAGAGAGAGGUUCAGAAACCCUCUGGGAAUUGCUGUAGACGUUCUGUCACAGGUGACAACAUUAGAGGGUGGACUGGAAGUGUUAGACAUAGAAUAUCAACUGAGAAGGGCUCUUAAUUCAUCCAUCCAAGAAGAGCUGAAAAACUACAAGGGCUUUACCCUCAACGGAAAAGGUAGAAAAGAUUACCGUAAAUACAUCACCUUUACCAUUGAUCCAGUGAAUUCAGAAGACAUGGAUGAUGCAAUCAGUGUGAGAGAUUUAGGCCAACAUUAUGAAGUUGGAGUUCACAUUGCAGACAUUGCAAGCUUUGUGAAAAAGGACAGUCCCAUGGACAAAUAUGCUCAGCAACAAGGGACCACAUUCUAUCGCCCUGAGAAAGAACCUGCACAUAUGUUCCCAAAGGACCUCAGUACUGAAUUUUUCAGCCUGCUACCUGGAUGUGAUCGACGGGCUAUUUCUUUGAUGGUGGAAGUUGACAAGAAAACAUACCGCAUCCUGAGACGUGAGUUUUCCCUCUCUGUAAUAUGUUCAGACAGAAAGAUGUCUUAUGAAGAUGCAGAGAAAAUAAUCAAGAAGAAAUGCAAAGGUAGUGAAAGCUGUGACAGUUUAGAGGGCUGCCUUGUUGUAGCAUUCAACUUCUCUGAGGUUCACAGGAAAAACAGGAUGCAGGAGGACAGUUGCUAUAAGAGUCCGGACGAGGAUGUGCACAUAAGUGAAGGAAGGUCCCAUAAAAUGAUAGAAGAACUCAUGAUUAUGUUCAAUCAUGCUGUGUCUGAACAUCUGAUCACUACUGAGGCAACAAAGAGCUUAACUCCUGUCAGAUGUCAAGAUGAGCCUGAUCCAGAGAAGAUGCGCCAAUUGAAAGACAAGUUCAGCUCCCUAAUACCAUUGUCAAUUCACCUUUCCUACCAGUUUAACCACCUUGACGGAAACCAGGAAUUCAUAAGAUCUGCGAGUGAUCAAAGGGCAAUAAGCAUGGGCAAAACAGUCACAGAACACAGAGACUAUGAUGUCAUUCCUGCCUCUGACACCUUCUACGUGCUUAAAUCUUUGAUAGAGGAAAUUGAAUCGGCAGCCCAAAGCAAAGAUAUUUACAAAAUGGCAGUCCUUAUCACAACCGAUGAUAUUCAUCCCCAGCUGCUACCAGUUGUGACUGAAUUAAGGAAGCUUUUCCAAAAGGCAAACAUUCUACGCUCAAAUUCAGUGACUCACUCCAAAAUCGGACACUGUGAUCUGCAGCUAGAGUCAUACACCUGGGCCUCCUCCCCCAUACGCCGCUACAUUGACAUAAUCUUACAAAGAUUACUGCACUCAGUCCUUGAAAACGCAAACAUCAAAUAUACUGUUAAAGAAAUCGACAGAUUCUGUGUGGACUUCUCACAAAAGUAUGAAAAGCAAACUGAGUAUGAAAAAAAAGCACAGUCUCUAAGGCUGGCAUCUCAACUGAGGCAGCAGAGCACAGGAAAGGUGGCAUUCAUCACUGAUGUGGCCUCAACUGGGACAAGUUUCAACUUGUCUUUUCCUUUAAACAGGACCUCAAUGCCACACACACUCUCCAUUAUGUACAGCCACUUGCAGUUGACAGACCAACCAGAGUAUGAUAAAGAAAGCAACUGCAUGACUCUGAAAUGGAUGCGACGGGUGUAUUCUUUCACAAAUGGAAAAAUACGCACCGAGCUGAAGAAACCCCAAUCUGAUGUUCUCAUCGCACCAGUACUAAGAGACACAUGGAAAGAUAUUCUGUCGGCUCUCAGAAUGGAGAAGUGGAAGACUGUACGUGAGUCCAUUCAGAAAAUCCGCUCAAGCAUCACUCAGGACAGUCAAGAACAGCCCAAUGAUUCAAACAGGGAAUGGCAAAUUGUGUCCAGAAAUACAGACAGCGUGGCUAAAACUGAGCCAGAGCACUAUGUCAAGCUGUCGCUGAAACUCAAAGUUGGGGAGAUAAUCCAGGUACAGCUAGGCACAGACUCUCGGCGGGGACUGUUAGUCCCUGUGGUGCAGUUAGUGAAUGUCCAUCCAAAAUUUGAGAUCUGCUUGGAACACAUAAAGAACCCUACCAUGUGUUUUUCCAAGUAUGCAGUCCGUGCAUCAAAGAAACAGUACAUAGACUACAUGGAGUACCAGAAAAUUUGGAAACCCCUUUGUGAAAUGGAAUCAGCUUCAAAUGCUGUGGCCGAAAAUGACAGCAUUGUCCUGGAAGAUGUGAAAGUCACAUGGAAGGGUAAAUCUAAGAACACAUAUCUAAAUGGUUUCUUUCGGUUGCCACUGGAGAAGAAGAAACAAUGGUCCAUUGAGUGUGAUCUUCUGAACUGUUUCUUGUGCUUUCGAUUGAGGGACCUAAAACAGACGAGCACUGAUACACCUGAGGGCACCCAGCCUCCCUCAGAACUUGUGGACACCAAAUCUUUCACAUGGGUAGCCCAUGGCAUGACCACAAAAGUCACAGAUGAGGAAACAUCAAAGCAACUCUCCUAUGUACAGAUACAUUUCAGCCUCAACCAGCUAUCUAUGGAAAACAUUCCAGACAUCGGAAGGAACACAAACCUCACUGUGGAACUGAUCCCAAAACUACUGCCUGAUGCACGCAAAGAGACUGCCAUUGUCAACCUUACUAAAGCCAAUCAACUUGUGAAGAGCAUUGCCCUUGGAAAGACACCAAGAUCUAGAAGUGGUGCAGCAGGUUAUGGACUAAAAAGGUGGAAUUCUGAGCUCAUAAAUCAGUCCUUGGGUUUACCAUGUCCGAAUCCCAGUCAAAGGAAAGCCAUAAAUGAGGCACUGGACAGCCCUUUCACUCUAAUUCAAGGACCACCAGAUAUAUUUCUGUUCUUUGUUAACAUAAGCAACCAUAACAACUGGAGAUCAUUUCCCUCAGGAACUGGGAAAACCGUAGUUGGAGUUCAGGUCGUUUUUUUGUUUGUAAUGCGGAACAAACAAGUCUUAACCUCGUCAAAGAAAACAGACAACAAUGGAGAGAAAAAGAAGGAUGGAUGCAUUCUUUAUUGUGGGCCAUCAAACAAAUCUGUGGAUGUUGUGGCUGAACAUCUCGUGAAACUGAGGGAGGAGCUGAAACCACUACGGGUCUACAGCGAACAGAUGGAGAUGCUGGAGUUUCCUUACCCAGGCAGCCACCUGAAGCUCUCUCGCAAGGCUUUGCGUGAGGAGAAGCCUAACCUAGAACUCAGAUCCAUCACACUGCAUCAUCUGAUACGGGCACAUGGUAACCCACUGGCCAAACAAAUUCAAGCUUUUGAUGCAAGGAUUCAAAAAGGAGAGGAACUCACUGAUGAAGAAAUUGAAAGCUACAAAAAACUCCUGAAUCGUGCUCGACAGCUGGAGCUGGUGAAACAUGAUGUCAUUCUGUGCACCUGCACUGCAGCUUCAAAUCCAAAUAUAACCAAGAUGCUGAAUUUGCAGCAGAUUAUCAUUGAUGAGUGUGCCAUGGCAACAGAGCCAGAGGCCUUCAUACCGCUUGUCAGCCACAAUCCUAACCAGAUUGUUUUACUUGGUGACCACAAGCAAUUGCAGCCCAUUGUACACUGUGAUCUUGGUAAGAGAUUGGGCAUGAGGAAGUCAUUGUUUGAGCGCUACAUGGAGAAAGCUGUGAUGCUCGAUACACAAUACAGAAUGCAUGAGUCCAUUUGCGAGUUUCCCUCCAUGGAGUUCUACGGAGGGCACUUAAAAACGGGGGUAACGCGUGUGCCCAGUGUCCUGCUGACUAAGUCCAGACAGCCGACGCCCAUUGUUUUUGGCCACUUGGAAGGGAAGGAGAUCAGCCUGCUGGUCUCCACAGAGAAAGGGAAUGAAAACUCAAAGGCAAACACGGAGGAAGCUGAACAAUCGGUCCGCGUUGCUUGGCUUCUGAUCUCUCAUGCCCAAGUAGCUCCGAGUAGCAUAGCCAUUCUGACGCCGUACAAUGCCCAGGUUGCCAAGAUAAACGAAAUUCUGUCUGAGAGGCGCAUUCGGGAUGUCAGCGUGAGCACCAUCAUGAAAAGUCAAGGAAGUGAGUGGCGCUAUGUCAUCCUCUCCACCGUGCGUUCCCGUCCUGUUUCGGAGAUUGACAAUGAACCAACCAAAGCGUGGCUGACGCGCCACUUGGGCUUCGUCAUGGAUCCCAACCAAGUCAACGUGGGCCUCACCAGAGCGCAGGAGGGACUCUGCAUCAUAGGGAACAAGAAUUUGCUGCGCUGCAGUGCUCUCUGGAAGAGAUUGCUGAGGCAUUACCAGGAAAAGAACUGUGUGAUGGACUGCGCAAAAGAUAUUCAAGUUCAAAAGCCUGGUGCAAAAACGUUCAAACGUUUCUCCAAAUCCAGAUCUUAGCAUUAAAGUAGGCUAGUUCUAUCUGACACUCAAAAAUGAGUUGUGCACAUGGGAAUAGUUUUUGAGCCUUUUUGCUAUAAAGAUUGGGCUCCUGAAAUUACUUACGUACUAACAUUGUUAUAAUACACCUGUUUGACUAUAUAGAGAGUGCCUAUAUAGAGAGCCCCCUGAGAUUUUAAAUAAAAAUUUACUGAACAUAAAUCCUGUUAAAAACAAAUCCAUGCUGCAUACAACUAAAGAACAUGUAACACAAGAUUGGACAGUACAUUCAAUUUGUGGCAUAUGUUAUAUUAUGUUUAUGUUAUUUUUAUUAUUAUGUACAUUCUUAACUGAAAAAUGUAGCAUGUAUGAAUGCAAUUUCAGUGAUUAGCACCACAGAGUGGGUGCUUGAAGCAAAGUGGGUGCUUAUCUGUAGUUUUGUGAAUCAACAGAAAAUGUAUAAAUUGAACAGACUUGCAUCCAAAUCUUAAUGCACAUUCCUAAUUUAGAAAAAAGUAAUAAUAAUUUUAAAGGUAAAAAUUGUCUUAAAAUAUAUAACUGUUUACGUUACUCUCAAAAUCAAAACAAACUAUCAUCCAUGUACCUAAUCUGUGCAAUACAUAAUUAGAAAAACCAGCUGAAAAGCACUUGCACUUUAAGACAGAUUGUGUAAAUUUAUUGUGUAAUUAGGCGAUGUAUUCCUUUCUAUGGGUAAUUUUGUUUGUAUCUGUGCACUGAACCUCCUACCUGAAGCAGCUGGACAUUAAACAUUUACUGUAAGAGAAAUAUUUAUUAUGCCAAGCUCAAUUGACAUAAUAAAAGUUUUGUAUGUGCUUUA
Molecule: messenger RNA, 9603 nt
Organism: Anguilla anguilla (European eel)
Lineage: Eukaryota; Metazoa; Chordata; Actinopteri; Anguilliformes; Anguillidae
Gene: helz2a
Product: helicase with zinc finger 2a
Exons: 20
Coding region: 198-8786 (2862 amino acids)
Molecular function (GO): RNA nuclease activity; RNA binding; 5'-3' DNA helicase activity
Source: RefSeq, a predicted model, not a curated record